GGCUGUUUCUUCGGUAAAGCUUUAGAUUUAGAUAGUACGAUGACGGCCACGAUGGGAAAGUCUAAAAACUUUCGCAUUGAGGCGCUUUUGGCACAUGACGCAGAGCUCCGAGAGAACAGUGACGGAGGCUCCCCGGAACGGUACAGUAUGAGCCCCAGCGGCAGUCCCAUGUCCCAGCGGGGCUCAAACACGCCAUCUCCGCCCUCCCACCCGCAGAACACCCAUCCACUUCAGUCUCGAUUCCUGUCAAAACCACCGCACAUCAGCCUGCCCCAGUCCGGCCUUAGUCACCUGCCACACGGAAGAAUGUUGGGAGCUCAUCGGGGGCCCAUGUACCCUCUGGCGGCUUUGGGAGGACAGCACCCCGCCUUCUUCUACCACGGAUUUUCAGGCCUCAUGUACCCGUACGCGGAGCAUCUGAAAGGGGCGUCUCUGUCUGGAGGUGCCCCAAUGGAGUCGUGGAUCAGAGCGGGAAUGAUGAUGCCCAGGCUGGGAGAGUAUGGAGCCCAGGCACAGGCAGGACUAUUGGGAAAAUGCAGACGUCCCAGGACAGCCUUCACCAGUCAGCAGCUUCUGGAGUUAGAAAACCAGUUCAAACUAAACAAGUACCUGUCCAGACCCAAACGCUUUGAGGUGGCCACGUCUCUCAUGCUCACAGAAACUCAGGUAAAGAUUUGGUUCCAGAAUAGACGCAUGAAGUGGAAGCGCAGCCGCAAAGCUAAAGAACAACAAGGAAAUUCACUGAGUGAAGAGAUUCUUUGCUCCAAAAGUCUGGGUGACUACCACAACUCCAGUAUUGAUGAUGAUGAGGAGGACAUUGAUGGAGAGGACGAAGAGGAGAAAGAGGAACUACAAGCACUGAGGGCACCAUUCACCAGACACACUCCAGCAAACUACAGCCCUUAUUCUGAGGAGGAGGGGGAGGAGAGGAACCCAAGAACAAGAAAUGAUUUCUUUCCAUGAUUCACAGCUUGCAAUUUGGAUAUGUUUA
Periophthalmus magnuspinnatus is the source of this 991-nucleotide messenger RNA. Its product is annotated as motor neuron and pancreas homeobox protein 1-like. The record is from RefSeq and is a predicted model, not a curated record. Gene Ontology annotation, biological process: regulation of DNA-templated transcription; central nervous system development; spinal cord motor neuron cell fate specification. Lineage: Eukaryota; Metazoa; Chordata; Actinopteri; Gobiiformes; Gobiidae. Bases 40 to 963 code for a protein of 307 amino acids. Gene Ontology annotation, molecular function: sequence-specific double-stranded DNA binding; DNA-binding transcription factor activity, RNA polymerase II-specific. Gene Ontology annotation, cellular component: nucleus. The transcript is spliced from 3 exons.